AUGCUUGCUUUCCAUUUCUCGAUGAUCGUUUCCCUCCUUAACCCAGACCAUCGCGAACAACUCGAUCUCUCGACGCCCCACCCCAUACCGGAGCCCUCUGCACCACUCUAUCAUAACCUGCUUGCGCCCAACCAAUGGCCGUCCGCACAGCACCUUCCCGCCUUCCGCCCCGUCUAUGAAGAAUACAUGCAGCGCAUGUCGGACAUUGCCACGCUCUUCACGAGCCUGAUCGCCGAAGCCAUUGGGCUGCCGGCCGAUGCAUUCGACAAGUUCUUCGACGCGGAUCAGCAACACAAGCUCAAGAUCGUCAAGUACCCGGAAGUGGAUGUUCCGGAUUUGCCGAGCGGGGCAUCGGAGGAGUCGAGGAAGGCCUGGGAGAUCAGGCGACAAGGCGUGGGUUCACACAAGGAUAGCAUGCUCACCAGUUACUUGCUACAGGCAAGCAACCAGCCCGGCUUGCAGGCGCAGAAUGCAAAGGGCGAGUGGAUAGAUUGCAAACCGAUAGAGGGCACCCUGGUAGUGGCAAUUGGGCAGGGCAUGGAGGCCUUGACGGAUGGUGUCUGCGCCUCUACCACCCAUCGCGUGCUCAGUCCACGCAAGGGUGAAGGAGCACGGUACUCUGUUCCCUUUUUUCAAGGCGUAAGCUAUGAUGCCAAGUUUGAAGCCAUGGACGUCCCCGGGGACGUUCUCCAGCUGCGGGACGAGGCGCGUACAUGGCGCAAAGACGACGUCGAGUUCACGUUUGUGAAGGGCCGAUGGGGUCAUCUCGGCGAGGCAACGCUUAUGAACAGAGUGAAGAGCCACCCCGACGUUGGCGAACGCUGGUACCCAGAACUCCUGAAGCAGAUCCGCGCAGAUCAAGCAGCCACGGCAUAG
This is a messenger RNA of Plenodomus lingam JN3, 876 nucleotides long. Lineage: Eukaryota; Fungi; Ascomycota; Dothideomycetes; Pleosporales; Leptosphaeriaceae. The record is from RefSeq and is a predicted model, not a curated record.